AUGAAAUUCCUCAAGUGUCUUGCUUUCGCUUCACUGGCAGUGGCUGCACCUGUCCUCGAUGCCCGCGAUUCGACUCAUCUGGAUGUGCAGCUUGAGAAACGGGGCAGUUCUAAGAUGAAGGCCAUUGUUCGAAAUUUGGUUCCUCUGACGUCAUUGUUCUUAAGACUGGUACCAUCCUGGAUAGAGGUAGCGUUGAAAAGAAUUGCAGAGAUUCACGAUCUCUCCCAAGGAGGCUACUUCGAUAUUCGGGCCGUCGGUACUUUCCGCCAUGGCAGAGACGAUUAUAAGACCAUUGCUGGAGUGAUUCCCUACCACUCGAACCACGUCAGGGCUUUUGUGGAUGGAAGGGAAGCUUCCGAGACGUACGCCACAUACCGAAUCAAGCGCGAGGUGAAGCGAUCCAAGGUUUCGGGAUGUGCUGGGGAUCAAUUAACGGCGGCCCAGAAUGCUGUGGCGGGUUGCGCUGAACGGGCCCAGGCUGCGUAUGGAGCUGCCAUGAAUGGCUCUGAUGCAAAGAUGGUUGAGUAUUUCAAAAAGUCGGACCAAACGACCCGCAAUACUGUUGCGCGAGUCUACCAAGCGAUGGCUUCCGAGUGCGGCACCGCGGACUCUUGCGAAACCGGAUACUCCUGCACCGACAUUGACAGCUUAUGCAGAGUAAGCACCGACCACGAGAUGAGCCACCUUGCUCAAAUUAAGGGCACCGACGACUACGACGGCUACGGAUACGAAUUUGUCCGCAGUUUGACUGCUGAGCAGAAUAUUAACCACGCGGAUACGUAUAUGCUUUUCGCCAACGCGAUUCGGGUUGGUUGCUAG
Molecule: messenger RNA, 819 nt
Organism: Ilyonectria robusta
Lineage: Eukaryota; Fungi; Ascomycota; Sordariomycetes; Hypocreales; Nectriaceae
Exons: 4
Coding region: 1-819 (272 amino acids)
Biological process (GO): proteolysis
Molecular function (GO): metalloendopeptidase activity
Source: RefSeq, a predicted model, not a curated record